Molecule: messenger RNA, 6999 nt
Organism: Durusdinium trenchii
Lineage: Eukaryota; Dinophyceae; Suessiales; Symbiodiniaceae
Source: the annotation of a GenBank genome assembly
GAAAUGUGCACACGACAACAAAGAGGGCAUGCUUGCGCCAGAUGAAUUAGGACUUUCGCGUGCUUUCUUUCUAGACCCAUAGACACCCAGCUGCUCAGCUGAGAGGAUUUUGUCUUUGCAAAGCAGCCUCCGAGCACAUAUCCCAGUUAUCCCUCUUGGGCACUGUGCGGUCGUGUGUGGUUGUGUGUGGUUUGAGUCAUUGCCUUUCGAAGCAUUUUGAGUUCACUAAGUUAUGUUUCAGGCAACAAGUCAUUUUGUUAAGUCUACGAAGCUUGAAGGGCAAGGCAAAGUAGGUCAGUGAUACAGCAAGACAAGACUAAGACAAGGAAAGCAAUCAGACAACGUCUCCAGUCAGAUCAUGCAAAGUCUUGAGGCCCAUUUCUCCCAGUCUUUCUUGUUCACUGACUUGAGAUGUCUCAGCUGCCUUCCCUUUGAACAAACUGUUUAUCAGAGCCCUGCUAGUCCAGCAGGCUUUUGCAGCCCAAGUCUUUGUCAUCAUUUGAUGAGCCAAGCAUUUCUUGCGUAGAACAAGCUCCCACUGUACGAAUCACCAAUCUCUUGGACGUGAAAUAGGGGAGAUAGUAGUCACCUCCGAUGGUUUGGAUGAAGUUUGCAGACAUUGAACCCCAGUCUUCAAAGUUCUCCCUGAUGGGUUGCUGAACAUGCACUGCUUGGGAGAUGUGUGCACAGCCUCCAAGGGUGUCACUGGCUUUCCAUGUGCUGCAAGACAGCCGCACUAGCUUGGGACCCCGAACGGAAUGUUACACAUGCAGCGCACACUCUUGGCAUCUUCUAUAGGAAAGGCCUACAUGUGUCUUGGAUUGGCAAAGGUGUUUGAGCAGUGCACUUCCAAUUUAGCAACUACCAGCCUAAACAGGACUGCCAUCCAUGAGGCACAAAACUCUGCUGUGCACAGGCACGAAAUCCGUACUGCCUGACCAUCAGAUUGUCUGUCUCAUUUUUUGAGUCAAUCUCAAGAUGUUGUGGGUCCUCCAAGUCAUUCUGAAGCCGUUUGAAUCCUCAGCUUCCUUUAACCCUUCCUCGGCUGGCGCCACUGAUUUGACACAUCUUGCCUCAUUUUCAAGGCUCUCACAGCAAGAGCCAGUCAGCCAUGGGCCAUAUGCGAUCCUGACGCAUCAGAGAACAGAUCGCUUUCAGGCUAUUUCAGGCCAAUCCCGUCACCGUCACGGUGAGGUUCUCGGGUUGAAGCAGGCGUUGGUCUCUUGCGUCUCUUGCGACCUGCUUUGUUCGGGCCAAUCCGGAAUAACACUUCCUGCUGCAAGCCUUUUCCAUUUGCAUUUUACCUUAGCCCAUGAAAAACGUCUUACGGAAAUGCAGCAGCUGCAAGCAGGACUUGCACAAGAGGGUUUUGUGAUGUUUUGUGUGCCUCCCAGAGUGUGCUUAAGUUUGGUUGGGUAAUUCGAAAGGCCCAUAUUGGGGAGGCAGUGUUCAAAAAGCCUUGACUGCCACAACAUGCAGCAAGAGGCUGACUGUUUACAUCUCGCAAGCUGAUCCAGUCUCAUGCACAUGCACAUCUCGCAGCGCCAAGCUGAUCCCGUCUCAUGUGAGCACUACAUGUUUUGACCCACACGCGACCCACACGCUUGAUCACUUCCAAACAGCAUUUUCUGGAGCGUUUUGCGGUGCACAAAGUGCACCUUUGACUGAAGCUAUUCCAGAUUAGCAUAAUGCUUGGGCACCUCAAGUAGGUGCUGCACUGUGCUGAAAGCCGGGCCAUGAACGAAAGCAAGCUUUGCCAGCAAAGGCCUUUUUAGCGCUUCGGGUUCAAGAACCUUCAAUGGGAACGUCCAAGGGCGUUCGGAACUGAUUCAGGUGAUGUGGCCGCAGCCAAUUUAUAGCUGAAAUAAGCCGGCGCUCUUGCUGUUGGAGCUCCUUAGCCAAACAAAGAGCUGAAGUGGCACCAACAGCCACUGCAGUCAACUGCGCAAAGGUGGCCUGCAAAUGCAAUAAGACCCGGCAAGGCCUUCAGGCAGUGUAAAACGUGUUACUGUAAAGCCUUGAAAUCAUUUGGAAAGUGUAAAGUGCAUUUGCAUGUGCGCUUGGGACUGUCGAGAUGCUAUCCAUUUCUUUACCAACAGGUUCUACCGUUUCCGCGAAAUAUGUCAAAAACAAGAGACUUCUAAGGGCGAGCAGCUCAUGUGUUAUGUGCAGUCACGUGGACAACAGCCACGAUCGAAACCUUUUUCACGGUGGUGAAGCUGUUCACGAUACAACUCUGGCUGGGCAUAUUGUGCAGGGGCCUGCACACUGGACUGGGUCGCACCUGACCCAUCUCCACUCCCUGAUGGAGUCUUGUGUUGGAAUGAGACGGAUGAAGCAUGUAAACCAUGAACUUGAAGGAUCUCAACAAAGCCGGCCUUCACAGCUGGUGUUUGGUUUCCAAGGGCAUGGGAAACGAACUCCAAAGUGACUGACCCAAGGGUUCCAGGGUUCCAGGAUGCGUUGAAACGGCAUGCCUCUGGGAACAUCGAUGGGAACCCAUCUCCAGAAAUCUAGAACCGCCUCGACGGUCUUGCCUUACCCUUUUCAGAGCUCACGAAUUGAACUCAAGUUGGAUUACAGGCUCUUGAAACACAGAAGCGAGAGGGGCACUGGCCCAAAGCCUGAUUGAAGCUGGUGUCAGCUCCGCAAGCUUUUCUCCAGAGCCUUUUGAUUCCCGAGCUGCCGAGAGAUGAUCCAACAAGAGCUGUUUGUGGGGUGUUCCAUGCCAGGUCUUGUUCGAAGCAGAUCAGUUUCCAAACCAGUUGGCAUUCAUCCAGGUACCCGUUCAGUCAACGGGCAUGGAGACAUAGCAGACACACGCACGUGUAAGUGCUGAGUGAGAUUUGUUCAUUUCAAAGUUCCAGGAGAUUCGAGCCGGCACCAGUGCUUGCUGUAUCGGUUUGAGUGGUUAGCAGUAAAGCUCCAAGCUCCACUUGAAAAGCCGCUGAAACCCGUUUUGCUUGUUCACCCAGGGCUGUGAGCGGAGCAGACCCAAACAGCAAAUUUGACGUUUCAGACUUGGGUGUCUUAGGAAGUGUUCCCGAGUGUUUGUUGCUUGCGACUCUCAGCUUUGGGUUUGUACAGACCAUGCCGUGCAAUUGCAGUCUUCAGGGAUCCGACACAGCCAAACAGCUCCUGCGCCAGCAGUACCUCAAGCAGUAUCUCAGGCACCCGCAGCUGCACCAAUCUACAGUUUUUACUUGAGCAAAGCUCCAGCUGCAACGGCCCAGUGAUGCCACUAGUGAUGCCCUGUGUUUUGCUUUGUUUAUCGGGCUUCAAGCCGAGAUUUCAGCACACAGAAUCCGACCUUUGCAAGAGCUUGCCAGACUUACUGGACUUCGCGGACUUGAGCUUGUUCACCAGAACCAGUCAUUAAGAAAGGCAAAAACCAUUUCGCAGAGUCACCAUGACCAGAUUGCCAGGCAAUAUGCGCUCAGGCGAGUACUCAGGCGGUUUUUUAAUUCCAGACCAUCUCAGGUUUCUUGAAACUCGGAGCUGAUCGCUAAAGAAACUCCCAAAGGUAAAGAUGCCAGCUGUUUAGAUGCAGACAUAUCAGAUUGUUCAUACAAACCUUGCCGCAAAGGGACAUUUUGCAUUGCUUCAACCAGUCAUUUCAUUUGCAUUCAUCGCCUUGCAGAAUGGAAAGGCUUUGCCGGUGUCUCACCCUCGGAAGGUCCUGUUUCAAGUCGAAGAGUGCAUUCAUCGCACCACGCAUUGGCUCCCAAUGACCUCUUACAGAUGUUCUGAAAGAGACAUUGGCAUUUGUGGCAUGGGCCAAUGUGAUGAUGCAAAAUCAAGCAUUGCAUACGUUUGCUAUCUCGCACUGUGUUGUCCCAAGCAAAGAUGUCAUAAAUGUUGUGAAAGCGAAGGCACUUGAAAGUAGGCAGUUUAGCUGACGCAUUCAGCAAGUUCUGUGGAGAACUUUAAGAAGCGAGCUGAGUGUUUCACUCGAUGUUGAGCGGACCCCGCCCGAUCGAAAUCAAGCCUCGCAAGAAGAUGCCGAUCAAAUUUCAAGAGUUUGUGAAACUCGGUCGCGCCUCAAAGAAUGGCCGCUGCUCCGAGGUUACAAGAGUAUGAGGUCGCCUCGUCCGCAAAGACCUCUCAAAGCAGCAAUGGGAAGCGUAUCCCUUUGCAAAGCUUUUGAGCGCGGUGCGCUCCUUAAGGGUGUCGAAUCGCAAGCGACCCAAGCUACGAGGUCACCGAACACCAAAGCUGCCUUCUGAGUACAGUACAUCCACUAUGAAAGACCAUUUGAACAGAUUGACGGCUUCAAAGACAGAACUGAGGAGAGCAUGUGACAGUACAAUGAGUCAAAUGCCGAUUUGCUGCGCCAUGCUGCGCCCUUUCCAUGCCUUUUUGAGAUGCUUAAGGGCCCUGAAGAGCUUUGCCUAGCGGUGCUGAACUUGUCACAUUGUAAGAACUUAUCUUUGCUUCGGAGUGGCUUUGAUAUGUCAGCUGUUCACAAAUGUUCACAUGCACAUCCCUGAGGACCUUUUACGCUGCAGACUAGGGUCGAUGUUUCCCACAAACUGAAGGCAUUUGCACAUGCUGUCGGUGCUUUCACGCUCGAUAAAGGUCGGACACCUGGAAGCGUUGAGACCUGAUUUCGAGAGUUUGUUGGAGCAGUGGGGGUCACAGGAGACUAGAGAGGGAUUGAAGAUUGACGGCGUGAAAUCCCAAACAUCCUGAACUCCUAAACGAUGUGGCAUUGAUGCAAAGCAGCAAAGCAUGGCAGGCCAAGUCACACAGUGCAGAGAAUAACAAUUGACUUGACUGUUUCUUUUGCUCGUGCUUUGCGAAGGCUUCCUGCCGGCUGAAACACUUCAGAUCUGCUUUCUUGGUGGCUGAGCUAGUGUGAAGAUGUGUGCGGUGCAUCAUGCAAUUACCCGAGGUGUCAGCAGUUCUCCUCCAACGUCAGCCAUGUUUAGCCACUCCUGCUGUUUUGCCGACAAGGGCUAGCCGCUCGGUAUGUUUGGCCACGAAGAGAACCGCUGAGGCUCAGGCUAAGAACGUUUCUCCAUGGGUUGGACAUAUCCAAGUGAUUCAAAAGAAAAGGGCUUCCAGAGCCUGGAAGCAGCGGCAGCGACUUGGAGGCCUUGCGCAGGCACAUCGUAGAACAUUGUGGCAGACCUGUCCUGGGCUUUGAAAACAUGCUGCAAUCACUAGCCGCCAGCCCUAACAGCCCUAGCGGCUGCGCACUGGCUGCAGAAGAGUCUAGGCCUUUCGACCUUGGUGUAGAACAGCUGAGAAAAAUCCACAUUUCUCAUAUCGCUUUUGGUGGGCGAAUGUCGCAGAGGAAACCCACAAAAUCACUAAUUAUGUUUCUAGCCGACAGCCAUACCAGCCAUUCAACUUUUGCUUGAAACGAAGGCUAAAGCAGCUAAAGCGGAACUGGGAGAGACGGGUAAAGUUCUUAGCUCCAAAGACGCACUGGCUUGGAGAAGUGCAAAGAUAGCAGGAAGGGUCCUGACUCUUGGCACUGAGCUCGGCCAAAUUAUAAGAUCUUCUCAGGAGGCAGCAUGCGACCAGACCGGACUAAGUUCCUAAGAUCCCGCACGGCAACUUGGGCAACAUCAGUGACAUCAGCAUCUUUAAUUUCAGAGGUUGCUCCAAGUGCGUGGCAACGAAAGCAUCAAGUGCUUCAAUGCCCGCCAAUCAGAUUAGCUUAUUCAAGCUCCCUAUAGUCUGAAGCAUCCAAAACGGCAGAUUCGGGCAACAAAAGCAAAACACUCAAAGGGACUCGAAUCCUUUGCAAAGUUGAAUCUUCACAAGAUUUCCAUUCCAUCUCCUAGAGUGCUCACUCCUUUCCCUUUGUCUUCGCUACCAUACGCAUCCCGGUGCCCUAAAGCUCGCGCAAAAGUAGGGAUCGUCAAAUGACCUCUGAGAGAAGAAUAUCAAAUCUUUCAAAUGCCAGUUGUGAGACUGCGAAGACCCAACCUUCGGGAGUGCGCUUUGAUGAUUUUGAUGAGAGCUGCGACGUCCAUCUCUGGGUUUCUACGCUUCAGCUACCGGAUGCUACAAGGAGCGCGAGCGGUCCAAGGAGCCCUUGCUGUCCAAGCAGUCCUUCAAUCAACCCACAGCAGGUGCAGCUCAAGAUGCUUCAGAUGUCAGUGUGGACAAUUAGACACGAAAGAUACACACGUCUUCAAGUUCUUCAACUGUGUAGUGGCAACAUCAACAACACAUCUCCUUGAGUGAAAUUAAGCCGUGUCCUGACACAAAGUCGGCCGCUAUUAGCCAGAAGACCUGGCGGGAAAGACGCGAAGUGACAUCGCUGCUUGGUACAUGUGCUUCAAGCAUUGCACAAACAAAGCAAACCCAGAUUCAGAAACUGCUGAGUGUGAGGCAAUUUGACCGAUCAGUGAGUGUGCGAUUUGGCCGAUGUGACAGUGUGAACAUGACAGAUUUUUCGGACAUGGCUUUGACUACUUUUGGUAUGCACGCAGCUUUCCUUCUAUGGCAACGGCCGAGCUACGUUCAGCCUAUUUAUUAUACAAUCUCAAGGCGCAGCGCGCGUCUAACCACUGGAUCGACUGGAUCUAUUUCGCAACGUUUUUGCAUUUGAUUCGGAGGUGGUUCUUUUUCAUGAGAUGAGACAUGUCCAGCAAGUUCAAGUUGGGCAAUCACAGGACCACCCAUCGAGUCAAUAUACAAUCCAACAUUUGAAUACUGGACUACGAACACAGCUCUCAUUUGGUGCUUUCUGUCUCCCAGCAUUUGGCUCAGGGAGUCAGAGCCUUAAGAGGAAAGUCCGUGAAAAGAGCAUUCAGAGCAUGCAGAACUUCUCAGAGCUCAGCAGACCUCAGUCACCUUUCUGGCUGAAAAGGCAUUACGGUGACUUUCAGAGUGCUUGAGAGGAGCUGCGAAAACCACUGAAAGAAAGAUCCGAUGCAAAGGCUCAACAGCCUGGCUCUUCCACCGGUGAUAAGACCAACAAGACUUUGCGGCGGAUCUUUGCAACUGAAUCCUAAAUCUCUCAGGAGAAAUGGCGUGCCG